CAUUUAAUUUACCAACGAAAACGAAGAAGUCCUUCAAUCACAUUUAUUAUUUUGAUUAAAAAGCUCAAGAUUUUAUAGUUAUAGACAAAUUAUAUAUUAAAACUGUUUAAAUAUGUCUAAAGUUGAUACAACUCCAAUUGAAGAUUUGCCCAUCAUGGAGCAAAUACAAAUACUUAUAAAACCUCCGCCCAAUGAAGAGGAAAAAUUGGGAAUACGUCCCGCCGUGGUAAAACAUCCAUACUAUAAACGACCAGGACGUGGUCAUAAUCAUGAUUUGUGUGAUGCAUGUGAAGAAGGGGGAAAUUUGCUGUGUUGUGAUCGUUGUCCCUCUAGUUUUCAUUUGCAAUGCCAUGAUCCUCCUCUAACUGAAGAUGAUAUACCUAGUGGUCAAUGGCUAUGCCACAAUUGUCGUAUGACUUUAAAAACUGCACCGUCUUCGUCAAAGUCUAGUUCAGUGGAACGUACGUCAUCAGUUUCGGCAGCCGUCAGUUCACGCCCGAAUACUCCAUCUGCUGGCGGCGAUUUAGAAUCAAUACCUUUAAAAAUUCGUCAUUUACGAAAACGUAGCAGCAGUAGAGCCUCAUUUUGUAGCGACUUAAGCAGUACUGAAAAAUAUCUUUCUAAAUUACCAGUUGGAAUUCAGCGUGCAUUAGAUCCCAAUAAGAAACCUACACCAUUAGAUGAGUUAAUAAAGGCGGCAAGCAUUUUGAAUCCAAAACAAUUUGAGCUGCCCAGAGAGCUGGAGAUACAUACACAAUUUCCAGGCAAUGAUAAGAUUGAACCCAUACGUACGAAUGGCAAUGGUGGUCAUAAGAAACCAAAUUUUCGUCGCAACUCUAAGCCGUACGAACUGGAUACACAAGGUUUGGUACCUUUGCCGGCAAAAACUUGUUUUUAUUGCCACCGGUCGUGUAAAAAAGCUCCAUUAGUGGCAUGUGAUUACUGUCCACUUUAUUUUCAUCAGGACUGUUUGGAUCCCCCAAUGACGGCAUUACCCACAGGUUUAUGGAUGUGUCCAAAUCAUGUUGAAAAUUUUAUUGAUGAAAAUCUCCUGACGAGUAUCUCGGCUACGGAAAGGGUACGUUUAUGGGAUAAAUUUGCUCAACCCUUCGAUCAUGAAGCAGUGAAAAUGGAUUUUUUCCGGCGAGUACAUAUGAAAAAUCCUCCCUUUCGCAUUAAAAUACCAGUAAAGCCCAGAGAAACUAUUGAAAUUCCUCCGAUGGUUAAAUAUCACUAUGAAAAUCCACCACCUUUGUUGCCUUCAUUGAGAGAGACCUUGCGCUAUGACAUAGUAAAACGUCGCAAAUGCUUACCUAGUGCACCCGAGAUAAUAUCCAAAGAAAGUGUAGCAGAGUCUUUGGUAAAAGACCUAGAAGCGUUGAAAACAGCAAAAGCUAAAUUUAGAGAAAUACAAAAGGAAUUGGGAAAUGUUGAGGAACUAAGUAGCAGCAGUAGCAGUGAAAAUGAGGAAGAAAUUGACAGAAAUGAAGAGAGUGAUAAUAAAACCACAAAAGAAAACGAUGAUUCAAAGGAAAAAGAAAAGGCACAAAAACCUCAACACAAAAUUAAGCGUACCAAGCAAAACAGUUUAACAAUAAGUCAAGCCAUACCAGAAUCACACGUAAAAACCGAAGAUGAACAUUUGAGCAGCGAUAAAGACGAAAAAGCCCUACAAGUCUUAAAUGAUCAGAUUAAAUCGGAAAAUGAACAUAGUGCCGAAGAAUCGGAUGAGGAGACUAAGUACGAUCCUCAAAUUGAUGCUGAACUUCAGUAUUUGGAUGUCGAUCUCAUUAAGAAAUUAGCAUACCAACGGUUACAACAAUUGGUGCAAGAACAUCCGGAAAUUGUGGUUCAAUACCAAAAUCGUACCGCCGCUAAACGUAUAAGAGAAUUGGCAGCUCAGCCAACACCACCACCAACAGCGCCACAAGUUGGCCAACCACAAACAAAUCUGCCAAUCGUACCCUCGCAAAUUUUAUCGCCUACUGAUGUGCGACGUCUGUGUAUAAUGUUUACUGGUGAAACAUCCUCAAUUUUAGCUCAACCCAGUUCUGCAACCGACAACGAUUUACCACAACUGCAUCCAGCCUUGGCAACAGCGGCUGCAAUUGUAGCCGCGGAUGAAGAAGAACAUAAAUAUUUGCCACGUACGCGUACCGAUCAGGAAAAAGCGUAUGAAAUUGCCACUCGUCUCGAACUUAAAUUGAUGAGGCGUAAGAUUCGUGCACGCGCUGUCCUUACACCUCUGGGCGAUAUUUUAGAGGACAAUCGUUGGUUUAGCAACGUAGAAUUACAUAAUUCAUUCUUUAUGCGCUACCGCAGUUUAAAUAUCGGCUAUGGCGAUACCAAUGCUGGUGUUGACGUAAAUUUAUCACUUAUUGGCUAUUGUCGUCGCAUUUCCCCCAAACAUGCCACAAUUUUCUAUGAUGAUUUUACAAAAACAUACGAACUUAUUAAUUAUUCGGAACAUGGUACCGAGGUAAAUGGCCAGUUGUAUUCGUGUGAUUUUACCGAACGUGACCCGACGCCGGCGAAAAAACUAAAAAAUGAAGAUAUUGAACUGCAAAAGAAAGUACAGGCAAUUCUUGAUAAGAGACGGGGUAUACAACGUCAUUAUUAUGUUCUUGACAACAGUACGAGAAUGGCCCCACCACCAAAACCCGAUUGUAGAUGUUCACCAUACGAUGAUUCGCCUAUGGUAAAUGGAGCUUGGGAAGGUACAGCUAUUUUACAACAUGGUUCACUGUUACGUUUUGGCUGCUUAGCAUUUGUGUUUUCCCUGCCUAAAUUGGAAACAUGUAAUGGCCAAGGUUAAUACUUUCAUACAUACAAACCCAACAUCUCCAUUAUUAAAACAUCAUAGUACAACAAAUGGCUUAAUU
This is a messenger RNA of Calliphora vicina (urban bluebottle blowfly), 2882 nucleotides long. RefSeq names its product PHD finger protein 12. Lineage: Eukaryota; Metazoa; Arthropoda; Insecta; Diptera; Calliphoridae. Gene Ontology annotation, biological process: negative regulation of transcription by RNA polymerase II. Gene Ontology annotation, cellular component: Sin3-type complex; nucleus. The record is from RefSeq and is a predicted model, not a curated record. The transcript is spliced from 6 exons. Bases 113 to 2815 code for a protein of 900 amino acids. Gene Ontology annotation, molecular function: protein binding; transcription corepressor activity.